Molecule: messenger RNA, 5181 nt
Organism: Pogoniulus pusillus (Red-fronted tinkerbird)
Lineage: Eukaryota; Metazoa; Chordata; Aves; Piciformes; Lybiidae
Product: solute carrier family 2, facilitated glucose transporter member 3
Exons: 8
Coding region: 1130-2746 (538 amino acids)
Biological process (GO): dehydroascorbic acid transport
Cellular component (GO): plasma membrane
Molecular function (GO): D-glucose transmembrane transporter activity
Source: RefSeq, a predicted model, not a curated record
CAGCACCUCUUAUCUAUGCAGUUUCCAUUGCUGCCAUUGGAUCUCUGCAGUUUGGUUACAACACUGGUGUCAUCAAUGCUCCUGAGAAGGUGAGAGGGAAACUGAAUUGCGGAGAUGGUAUGAGUGUGGGGCUGGUGGAAAACUGAGGGUAUAGGAAGGACAGCUCCUCAGCUGUCUCCCAGGCAGCUAGUAGGGUUGGUUCUGAUUUAUGAAGUCAAGAUGGCAUUCAAAAUUCCCUCUCACAACAAUGGACAAGGAGAGCCAUGUUUAAGGGUUGAGAGAGCAAACGGAAAAGUUAAUUCUAUUAAUUAGGAGUGCAGAGCGGGCAGGAGGGCUCCAUCUGCCAUUUCCUGAUAGGACUAUAUUUAGUGCAUGGAAGAACGUGAGUCUCUUCAGUUUUGAGUCAGAAUAAAUCAUACAUGGCAGCAGGAAUGUAGAGAGUAGUGUGCAGAUAAAUGUUGAGAGUUGAUCUCAGGCUUCUUUAAUUUUGUUUAUUAAUUUCCUGUGUUAAUUGUAGCUUCAGUGUUUGUGAAAGGAUCACUGCUGGGGUACUGAUCAAAUAAUCUCAUGACUAGCCAAAGAAAGAAGACAAGAGAUGAAGAGAACAAGAAAUGUAGUUUUGUUGUGACUACAAGAUGGCUCCUCUCUCAGGAACUGAGUCACCCUGACUCACCACAUCCACCCUGACUCCGGGAAUAAGUGUCACAUCACUGGGGGUGUGGGGAGGGUGGUGUGUGUGUGGGCUUCCUUCGUAGCUGAAAUCUUGCUGCCAUCUGCUGGGGGUAAACACUCCGAGGUCAUGGCUCCCUCAGACCUUGCAUAAUUUCAUUUGUUGGCAAAGGGGUUGCUUCAGAAAGCAAAACAGCACUGUCAUAUCCCCCUGACACAAUGAAGGAAGGUUCCUCAUAAUGCUGCAGUUUUCAGGCUUACCUCAAUGAAACUUUCUGUGCCUUUUUAAAAUAUUUUCAUCCCAGAAAGCUCUAUUCCUGCUGCCAGAGUUCUAGUACUGCCAGGAAUCUCACCUUCCAUUCUCUGGUCACAUUUUCUUGCUUCUUCUCACUUCCAGCUGUCUCUCACCCUCCCCCAAGCAGUGGCUCUCAUCAUCAAUUAAACACUAGCCAGCUCUGUCAUGUGCAGUGAAGCAAUCUCUCCAUCACACUGCUACCUGUAUACUGUAUUUUCAGUGAAAGCUCUUUCUGCAUCCUCAUAUUCCCUUGCGUGUCUUGUGGCUGCCUACAGCAUUUUCAGAGUAUCUUUGUUGCUUACUUCCAGGAAAGCAGAUCAAGAAGACCUCAGAAGUAAUCUGCCCAGUGCAAAAAACCUCACACUGGAUUGUAAUGCCCUCUCCACCUGGUUUCUCUUGCAGAUCAUCCAGCGGUUCUUCAACAGUACCCUGUCAGAACGAAGUGGGGAGGUUGUCUCCCCAGAGCUCCUUACCUCUUUGUGGUCCCUUUCUGUGGCUAUCUUCUCAGUGGGAGGUAUGAUUGGUUCCUUCUCAGUCAGCCUGUUCGUCAACAGAUUUGGCAGGAGGAACUCUAUGCUACUGGUGAACAUCUUGGCCCUUGCUGGUGGUACUCUGAUGGCUUUCUCUAAGAUGGCAAAGGCAGUGGAGAUGCUGAUCAUUGGCCGCUUCAUUAUUGGCCUCUUCUGUGGUCUUAGCACUGGCUUUGUGCCUAUGUAUAUCAGUGAGGUCUCGCCCACCAGCCUCCGUGGAGCCUUUGGCACCCUCAACCAGCUGGGUAUUGUUGUGGGCAUCCUGGUGGCCCAGAUCUUUGGCUUGGAGGCAAUAAUGGGAACUGAGACACUUUGGCCACUCCUUUUGGGGUUCACAGUCCUCCCAGCAAUCCUGCAGUGCGUGGCUCUUCUUUUCUGCCCUGAGAGUCCUCGUUUCCUAUUAAUCAACAAGAUGGAGGAAGAGAAAGCACAAGCAGUUCUUCAGAAGCUCCGUGGUACACAGGAUGUGUCUCAAGACAUUGUGGAGAUGAAAGAAGAGAGUGCUAAAAUGUCCCAGGAAAAGAAAGCAACAGUGCCAGAACUCUUCCGUUCUCCAAACUACCGACAAGCCAUUGUCAUUGCAAUCAUGCUGCAGCUCUCACAACAGCUCUCAGGCAUCAAUGCUGUGUUCUAUUACUCUACAGGGAUUUUUGAAAGAGCUGGCAUUACACAGCCUGUGUAUGCCACUAUUGGAGCUGGUGUGGUGAACACUGUGUUCACAGUUGUGUCGCUGUUCCUGGUGGAGCGUGCUGGGCGCAGGACCCUCCAUUUAGUUGGCUUGGGUGGCAUGGCUGUGUGCGCUGUUCUGAUGACCAUUGCUUUAGCUCUGAAGGACAUUGUGGAGUGGAUCAGAUACAUCAGUAUUGUUGCCACUUUUGGCUUUGUGGCUCUUUUUGAGAUUGGCCCUGGCCCUAUUCCAUGGUUCAUCGUGGCAGAACUCUUCAGCCAGGGCCCACGGCCUGCAGCCAUGGCAGUGGCUGGUUGUUCCAACUGGACCUCUAAUUUCCUGGUGGGAAUGCUCUUUCCCUAUGCAGAGAAACUAUGUGGCUCCUAUGUCUUCCUCAUAUUCCUUGUUUUUCUGGUCAUCUUCUUUAUUUUCACAUUCUUCAAAGUACCAGAGACCAAGGGCAGGACUUUUGAAGACAUCUCCAGGGGCUUUGAAGGACGAGCAGAGGCCAGCCCCACAUCGACUGUUGAGAAGAACCCCAUGGUAGAGCUGAACAGCAUACAGCCUGAUAAAGAAGUUGCCUAAGAUUCACAACACUCCUCUACUUGGACUCUUACUUGCUUUGAGUUGUUAAAGGAAUGAGCAAAGAGAACUAUGAGAACUUGGACUUGCUGCUAUUUUCUUCUUUAUCCCCACCCAUACUUGCCCAUUCUGUCAGGCUUACCAGUAUUAAACAAAUCUGAUAUGGGUUAUCCCGUUUUCAGGUACUGGAAGACAGCUGGCACUUGAGAAACAAUCUCAGUUUUCCUGGCACAAACAUCAGGAUGAGAGAAGACCUGGCAAUAUUUUUGCUUUUCUCACCUGCAAUUGCUAUUUGGGCUUAACAUGCACUCUGAGCAUUAUGUAUUUGGAAUCUAAUACUAUUUUUGUAGUGAGUUGACGUGACCCAUCAAACAGGUCCCUGGCCCUUCAAGUAUGCCCUGUGUGCAUGUGUGCAGUGUUAACACUGGAAUUCAACAAGCCUACCAAAAAGCCAUCUCCUUGUUUUUUCCUAUCCAGUGUGCACUUUUUCAGCCUCAGGAAAAAGGGGACCAAUUUACAUACAUAUGUUCUCCAGCUUUUUUUUUUUGUAUAGACAGACUGAAAGCAUACUUUUACUUGAGUUUAUUUAUUUGUAUGUCACUUUGUAAAUAUUUAUUUUUUUAAUGAUGUACAAAAAUGUACAGAUAAUGAAAUUGAAGAUGUUUUAAGAGAAUUAGCUAAUCUAAUGAAAGAUGCUGUAGACUUGAGGUGCAAUAAGACUGUAAAAGAGCAAUGUGGUACUAAGCAGGAGAUUGGGUAUUUUGGAUGCUGUGUACAACAGAGGUGGUGGUGCACAUCACCUUUUAACUUAUUUGGGCCCUCUAGAAUUAAAUAUCUACUAGUGAGUAAAAGAGGUAUGCUUGUUUAUCCAUCCAAAUCUAUAUUUGGCAUUUUGGGUGGCAGUUUUAAAUGUUGUUCCUGAGUGUAAAGUGUAGUACUCUAGGAAAUAGGCAGUGCUAUUUGUUUUCAGUCAGUUUAACAUUGUAGGGAGUGAUUGAAGGUGGCAGUUGGAAACCAGAAGGUAACUAUUGCCUUCUCUUAACUUUAUGCCUGGUGUGUUUUUUGCUUCUCUGCUGUAUUUCAGUAGGUGAAAGUCUAAAAUUUGGAAGUUACUUUAAGGUGUGUAAGGAUAAAAAUUAUUUUCCAAAGCAACUGCUCUAAUAGUCGAUAGAGGCAUGUAGCACAACCCUUCUGGACGCAAGUAUGUUGAGUUAUAGUUUAUGUAAGUUCAUAAAGGUGCAGGGCUAGAGACCAAAGCUUAUUAGUUGAGCAGUGUGGAAGGCCUGUGGUGCACAGUUCACUGGUUGUUUGCAGAUCAAGUAUUGUUUGCCUCGUGUCCUCUCUGGAAUAUCUAUAUGAUGUGAUGCUCACCAGUGUGCUGUGUAGAUGUGUAUGGCUCUAGUAUAUCCCUUCUACUACAGGCACUGGCAGAGAAGUUGUACAUCAGUAAGUAAUGGCCUCCCCACUUGCAUUGUUGGACAAUCCAGACUGUGUACACCUACCCUCGCUGCCAUACUAGCACAAUUCAGUUGAGGAAGGCAAAAAGAAGCACAUGGGUGGGAGCUUUGCUUUGCUUUGUUGUGAUGGCAGCCCUCUAGGCCUGUGUCUCUCCAGUCCUCCACAAAUUACCAAAAGGCUAAAAAGAGGUAGGUCCAAUUUAAACUGCUCUUAACAUCAUCUGUACAUUUCAACUUGUUCAGACUUGGGUCUACCUACAGACUCAUGCUGGAAUUCAUUGCUGGUUAUCCUAGAGGAGAGGCAGGCCCAUAGAUUUCAAGGUGGGUAAAAGGCAGGAAAAACAGCAAAAUUGUUGUAGCGCAAACAGUCCAAGUUUUCCUGACAGCAUGCUGUUUCAGAGCAGGUCAGAGCUGUUGCCAUUGGUGUCUAGUCUAGGGAUGUGUAUCUGACAUCUUGAGUAACAUUCCUACCUUCCCUGAAGACAAACUGUUAAAAAUUGGUAAAAUUCACUGCUGUGGAGUACUUCCUGUGGCUUCAUUUGAUAUAAUCCAGCUUUGCACAAAUCAAACCUGUUGAGAUACACUUUCUCCUGGCUUUCUGUCAGGCUCCCAUGGCAGAUAUUUAUUCUCAGAAGUAUUGCAUUUGACAUAUUUCCCAACUUUCAUAUUUUUGGCUUAGUUAUGCAGAUUUCUUUGCCUGCCCUUUGACCUUCCAGAAAGGGGCAUCUAUAAUUCUGGGAAACUCCCCCCCUCCCCCCCAAGCUGUGCAUAAGAGCAUUCUUUACAUCAGAGGUGUGUGUUGGCUUGGAACAAUGUUUAGGUCUUUCUCACAAGAUACUUGUUUGUGUUUGUUGCUUGUUUUGGUUUGGUUUUUUUUUUGUGAGAGCAUUGUUAAUAUUUUGGACGGAUUUUAUAUGCUUAUUGAUGUAGUUCCUGUUUUUUUAAAUAAACUUAAACAUGUGGUUUGGAUUUUAUGUUUAA